AUGGGAGAAAGCGCUGUUCUCGAGUAUUACGCUAACAUGCUUCGCGCUCGCUCACGAACCCCUCGCCCAACGAACCCUGGUGAUGCUGAGAUAGCACCAGCUGCUCACGUUGUCCGAGAGACGUACGGCGCACUGAUAGUAGGCACAGAUGAACCAACUGGUACUUCUGCAACCCUUGUUCCAAGCACCGCUGGCCCUCCAGUGAUCGCCACUGUGCCCGAAACCAGCGCUGGUUCACCAGCAACUCCUGAGCGUGGUCGACAUACUUCGCGCUCAGCGCGACGUUCACUGGCAACAACGGAAAGCCCCAUGGCAUCCACACCACCACCGCGGCCAGUCUUGAUCGCGACAUCUCCUCACGUUAGCAGUGGUAGCACAGGAUCAAUCGAUGAACACUCCGGAUCCGACGUAGAAGCUCCAACCGACGACGCCUCCGCCGAAUCCGCUGAAGAAGGCAGUGAAUACGAGCCGGAUUCUAACGAAGGAGGAGACUGUAGCCAGGAAGCUUUCAGCAACGAGUUGCUAGACGACAAUGAUGACACUCUCAAUGACAUUGGUGACGGAGAUGAAGCAACCGCGUACGGGGCAAUGGACUCCGGUGAUGAUGCGGAAAAAGAUGACUUGGAUGACGGAGAGGACAGUGAUGAGGGCCGCACGGACACUUUCGCAAUCGACGACGGACCUGAACCUGAACCUACCGAGCCUGAUUUUGCUGCCGAAGAGCUUUUUGCUGAGCGCUUUUUGGAUAGUUGUGGCGGUGAAGAUCAAGUUCUGGCUGAACCGGACACCUUCGAGUACCUGACGAGUCUAUAUCAGCCCGUGAACAACACGCAGAGUUACCCUGGGUUACGGAAAGGGUACUCAGCUCCUACUGGAGAAGCCCUACGCAAUGCAGACUCACCGCUAGCACUCUUCUUUUUCUUUAUGCCAGUGGCGUUAUGGCAGCACAUUGCCGUGUGUUCCAACGACUAUGGACGUGAAAUGGCUCCGCUGCGUUUGGAUGAACCGUACAAGCAAUAUUGCAGCAAACAGCGGCUCAAUCCGGACCUCCCGAAGAAGACAAAGCGUGAGAUUCGGACAGAGAUGGAAGGAUCGUAG
Molecule: messenger RNA, 1098 nt
Organism: Phytophthora nicotianae INRA-310
Lineage: Eukaryota; Oomycota; Peronosporomycetes; Peronosporales; Peronosporaceae
Exons: 4
Coding region: 1-1098 (365 amino acids)
Source: RefSeq, a predicted model, not a curated record